AAAAACCGAGUAUGCUGGCACUUCAUGGCUCUUCCCAAGUGGCCAGAUGGCUGUUGCAUGGUGGAGCUACCAUUCCUAGAUUCACUUGGCCGAGAUGCUGCAAUGGGAAGAGCGCAGUCUCUUGUACAGUAGUAAUGGUGUAGAAGUCGUGCGAUCUGCCUCCGUGGAGCGGCGGCAAUCCACGAACUGGUGGUGGGUGAUGCCAAAGUAUGGGUUCCCAGUCUUGGUGCUGUUGAACAUGGUGAUGCUGGCAGUGUUGGGAGUCCAGCUGCAUCGCUCGAACUCAAUUCAAGCCCGCUUCGCCGACAGCAUGGACACGCCUGCCGCGACUGUCAUGUACCACACCCGUGGCGGCGGUGUCGUCGCUGCUUUGUUGCCAAUCAAGUUCGCCGUGGACCAUGUCACCCCGUACAAGAAUCAGGCUGGUCGAGGGACCUGCUGGGACUUUGGCACGAUCGGAGCAUUGGAGCAGUCGUACCGCAAGCACGGUGUCGCAGAGGGCUGGCUAGACUCGAACGAGUAUGUGUCCUUCUCGGAGCAGGCUUACGGCAUUGAAGUGAUGGAGAUGUGCACGGGGCCCAUCGACUCGCCGCAGCAGCAUGCAUGCCGCAUCGCCGACGACAACGUUUGGCGCAACUCAACCGAGGGUGGGGAGGUGCCGCUGUUAUACUACCUUCACAAGGGUCUCAAGGAUUCAGUAUUUCCGGUCCACGUCUGUCCGUACACGUCCUCGCAGGGCCACGAUUGGGACUGCCCCGAGCUCGCCAUCGCAUCCGUCCGGAAGUCUAACCCGCUGUCGUUCACAGUAAACGACAUGGGCACGUUCUACGACCAAGCCAGCAUCAAGCGCAAGUUGGUGCAAAGUGGGCUGGCCAUGCCGAUAUCGACCACGCUUGUGUCCAUCCAGCACAUGUAUCCGUGUGUGGGCAAGUUGCUCGCGAACGACCCUCGCUGCGACGCCGCGACGUGUCAACUCUGUCCGCCUGAACUGCCCAUGGCUACGUGCUGCGUCCCCGCAGACAGCACGGACGGCCAGAACAUGGACGGGGAGUUCCUCGCGCAUUCUGGCAUGCAAGUCGACGGCGGGCACGUUAUGCUCGUGGUGGCGUACAACGACCUGUUUCGCACGCGCGAAGGCGCGACGGGGGGGUUUGUGGUCAAGAAUUCGUGGCAAGACGGGUGGCAAGGCAGCCACUCGAUGGCGUAUUGGAUGCAAGACAUUUCUGAAUGGGACGAUCGCGUCGUGUGCCCCAACAGUUUCAAUCCCUUCAACUGGUACGUCCCCACGCAAGACGAUGGUGUCGUGGACAUCGCCGCGUGCUUGUCGGACGACUCGGUACAGUAUGCCGCCCUCAACCGCCAGCCGUUGCACUUGACCUGCGUCGACGACGCGUACUGCGUGCCUGGACGCGUCUACUUUGCAAAGAACCGGACCUCAUAUGGCGAUCGCAUGCAUGUCAUGUGCUUUUGGGAGUACGACCCGACAGACAAAUCCUCGAAGCAUGUGUGUUUGCCGCCCAUGCUUCAGGAAACCAUCGCCCGCACGUUCGAGUAUGUCCUAACUGGACAUGGGAUUGGACUCCUCGAUACUACUAGCUAAUACACACACUACUACUCCUAGGCCGGACGAGGUUUACGAGAAUGACUCGGACCUGUGUGGGUUUUAUUUUUUGCCGUACGAUACCAUCAGUCAAGUGUCGGCGCUGUUUCAAGGGUUCUUCGUCAACAGCUUUGACGUCGAGUGGGCUCCGCAGUCGUACCUCGCAAACCGCGAAAAGUUCCCGCACCUCGACUACUCGCUCGUCCAAGCCUCCACGUUUACACAGCACUCACCCGACCGCUUUGAUGGUCCUUUUCCAUUUGCGCACAAGUACAAGCCUCUGAACACGCAGCACCGCCGCCGCCAUCGUCGACCUUAACAUUUACUAAUGUACUUCGAAGUAGUACUGUUAGUACUAGUCAUAAUAUGUAGCUAAAAUUGAUGUACUUUGACAUA
Messenger RNA from Aphanomyces astaci, 1996 nucleotides. RefSeq lists its product as hypothetical. Bases 95 to 1600 code for a protein of 501 amino acids. Lineage: Eukaryota; Oomycota; Saprolegniomycetes; Saprolegniales; Verrucalvaceae. The transcript is spliced from 5 exons. The record is from RefSeq and is a predicted model, not a curated record.